AUGUUUGUCAAGACGUUUGGUCUGCUAUCCCUGAUGGAUGACACCUACGAUGUCCACGUGACCCUGGAGGAAUGUUGUAAACUCAAUGAAGCUAUACAAAGAUGGGAUCGAAGUGCGGCAUCUAUUCUACCUGAAUAUCUGCAUACGUUUUACAUCAAAUUGCUGGAUAACAUCAAAGAGUUUGAGGACACUUUGGGACCACACGAGAAGUACCGUCUAUCUUACGCCGAGGAAGCGAUCAAGUCAUUGUCUGAAUAUUACCUCCAUGAGGCCAAAUGGUCCAACGAAAAGUAUGCCCCCAGCUUCAAGGAGCACCUAGAGGUGUCACACAUGUCGUUGGGAUUCCCCACACUGGCCAUAGUGAUGCUCAUGGGUGUGGGCAACACAGCAACCAAGAAGGCGUUCGACUGGGCAGUCAAUGUCCCUAACAUUGUCCGCGCAAGCGGGCAGAUCGCUCGCUUUCUCAAUGACAUCCCUUCUUACAAGAUGGGGAAGACCAACAACAAGGAUGUGGCCAGCUCCGUGGAGUGCUACAUGAAGGAGCACCUCGUUGCGGGGGAGGAGGCUGUGGCAGUGAUCUCAGCGUUGGCUGAGGACACGUGGAGGAUGAUGAACCAGGCUUGUAUGGAGAUAGAACCAGCACUAUUGCCAGCGGCACAACUUGUGGUAAACUUGACAAAGAUGCUAGAAGUCAUAUACCUCGGUGGUAGGGAUGGCUACACAUUUGGUGGUGACCUCAAGAGCCUCAUCACCGGGCUCUUUCUCAAGCCAAUCGUUGUCGGUUAA
Triticum turgidum subsp. durum (durum wheat) is the source of this 786-nucleotide messenger RNA. NCBI's taxonomy places the organism in Eukaryota, Viridiplantae, Streptophyta, Magnoliopsida, Poales, Poaceae. The record is from the annotation of a GenBank genome assembly.